Messenger RNA from Gymnodraco acuticeps, 1315 nucleotides. It is a transcript of the gene tsr3, whose product is annotated as TSR3 ribosome maturation factor. Gene Ontology annotation, biological process: maturation of SSU-rRNA. The coding region runs from base 333 to 1283 and encodes 316 amino acids. Gene Ontology annotation, molecular function: rRNA small subunit aminocarboxypropyltransferase activity. NCBI's taxonomy places the organism in Eukaryota, Metazoa, Chordata, Actinopteri, Perciformes, Bathydraconidae. The transcript has 6 exons. The record is from RefSeq and is a predicted model, not a curated record.
GAUCAAAACAAGCUUUGCGCAUGCGCGGUGGACUGUAAUACGACAUGCUUUGUAUGAGUAGCUGUAGCUAACUAAACUUUAUUUUAAAUGGUGUAAAAAUAAGUUCAGGUUUAUACCAGUUGUAUUUCAAAUAUUUGCUUUAACGUGUGAAUGGUUUACACGCAGUUAAAAUACAAAACGUUUACUUUUUGCUACAUAAAUGAGACAACCUGGUGCCAGUGGAAUAGCUAGGUAGCUAGUUAGCUAAUGUCAGAGUAAACAGAUUCAGGUUAGUUAAAUGGAGGCUGUUAUCUGACAGUAAUUUACUAAUUUAGCUGUCCACUAGUUGCAACAUGGGGAAAAAGAAACAGGGCAAGCCUGUGCGCACAUCUGAAAACAGAGGCAAAGAAAAAAGGCAUAAAAUGAAAGGAAAAACCUUGGAGACCUUUACAGAAGAAAUGCACACUGCUUUUGACGCAAGUCAUCACGUAGAGAAGGGAGCAGAGGCCCCUCAGGUUAAACUGCCUUGUCCACUUGCCAUGUGGGAUUUGGGUCACUGUGAUCCCAAGCGCUGUACCGGAAGAAAGUUGGUACGCAAGGGCUUCGUACGAAACCUGCGCCUCAACCAGAGAUUCAAUGGACUCAUACUGAGUCCAAUGGGCACAAAGUAUGUGACCCCAGCAGACAGGGAGAUUGUGGCUCGAAGUGGGCUAGCAGUGAUUGAUUGUUCCUGGGCUAAACUGGAUGAGACUCCCUUCAAUAAAAUGGUCGGAACAUAUCCCAGGUUACUGCCAUACCUCGUAGCUGCAAACCCCGUCAACUACGGCAAGCCUUGCAAGUUGUCCUGUGUUGAGGCUUUCGCUGCAACGUUCUGUAUUGUUGGUUUUGAAGAACUAGCAAUGCUUUUGUUGGAAAAAUUCAAGUGGGGGACAGGGUUCCUGGAUCUGAAUAAAGUUCUGCUGGAGCGCUAUGCUGCAUGCCAGUCAGAGGAAGAGCUGCUGUCUGUGGAAAAAGACUUUCUCACCGCUAAACCAGAGGAGGAUGACUUUGAUCCAUUUGAUGUUAACUCUGGAUUAGUAUGUGGGAAUCUCAACAGACGUGUGUGUGCCCCUGAAGAUGAUGAUUCUAGUGAAGAUACGGACAGCUCAGAGGAGGAAGAAGAAGAGAAUGGAGAAGGUCAAAGCAAGAGUGAGUCAAGAACAGUGUCACAUCAUGAAGAUGAAGAAGAGGAUGGAGAAGGAAAAAGCAAGAAUGAUUCAAGAACAGUGUCACAUGAAGAUGAUGAAGAGGAAGAAACUGAAUAAAAUUCAUGAAAAUAAAGCAUAUUUAAUCUAUG